Molecule: messenger RNA, 414 nt
Organism: Dicrocoelium dendriticum
Lineage: Eukaryota; Metazoa; Platyhelminthes; Trematoda; Plagiorchiida; Dicrocoeliidae
Source: the annotation of a GenBank genome assembly
AUGGCUCACGGGAUCAACGAUGCACAUGAAGCAACGGCAACCAUUUGGAGUAACCGUUUCAGAGCAAAAGAGCAACCGAGUAGAAAAGAAACAUCAGGUGUGAUUUACAAAAUUUUCUGCAAAAAUGGUGAGAAGGACUAUGUGGGCCAGACAGGGAGGAAACUUGGCACAAGACUGCAUGAACACAGCCUGGCCAUCCGCCGCCAAGAUGAAAGAUCAUUAAUGUCGGUACAUAUGGAUGCCGAAGGCCAUCAGUUUGAUCUGGGGAACGCCAAGAUACUGGGAAGGGCAAAGAACCGCAGAGUUCAUCGAGACCUGGCAUUCGGGCCAGAACUCAAUCAACAAGCAUCUAGAACUCGAAGGGGUCUACGAAGCUCUGCAGGUGAGGUCACAAAUAAGUACCAGAUGGACAGG